UUUUGCGCACAGACUGGUGUGGGCUCCGUACUGCGCAGGCGCAGGCGAUGCGGGCGGAAUUAGGGCUGCUCGGAGGGGGAAUCUGGGAACAGUGAGGGCGGAAGCGGUCGCGCUGUGAGCUGAGGCUGCUCCGCCAGCGGGCAGGGGGGCGGUUUCCGCAUCAGAAGCAGGCUCGUCCGCGGAGGUAAACAGCAGCCCCCGCCCGCCCAUAGUGUUUCCAAUAAAUAGAAUCGCAAACAGUACUUGAGAGAAAUGACCCACUGGUUUCAUCGCAACCCUUUAAAGGCUACAGCUCCUGUCACAUUCAAUUUCUAUGGGGUAGCCAGCAGUCCUGCUGCAACAAAGAUUUGCAAUGACUUAAGAUCAUCCAGGGUACGACUCUUGGAGCUCUUUACUGAUUUGAGUUGUAAUCCAGAAAUGAUGAAGAAUGCAACUGAUUUGUACUUUUCACUCUUGCAAGGCUUUAUAGUCUCACUGGAUAACUCUUCCCAAGACUGCAAGUUGCGAUAUAUUCAGAAUUUUAAGUGGACAGACACAUUACAAGGACAAGUUCCAAGUGCCCAGCAGGAUGCUGUGUUCGAACUGGUUUCCAUGGGAUUUAACGUGGCUCUCUGGUACACAAAAUAUGCAUCGAGACUGGCUGGGAAAGAAGAUAUAACAGAAGAUGAAGCAAAAGAUGUUCACAGAAGCUUGAAGAUAGCAGCUGGGAUUUUUAAACAUUUGAAGGACAGCCAUAUCCCCAAACUGAUUACACCUGUAGAAAAGGGGAGGGAUUUAGAGACUCGACUUAUAGACUCCUACAUCAUCCAGUGCCAAGCUGAAGCUCAAGAAGUGACAAUUGCCCGAGCUAUUGAGCUGAAACACAAUCCUGGUCUGAUAGCUGCUCUAGCCUAUGAAACAGCCAAUUUCUACCAAAAAGCUGAUCAAAUGCUAUCCAGUUUGGAUCCAGCGUACACUAUUAAAUGGAGAAAGUAUUUACAAUUGAAGGCAUGUUUCUAUAUGGCAUAUUCAUACUGCUACCAUGGUCAAACUCUGCUGGCCAGCGAUAAAUGUGGAGAAGCAAUCAGAUCUCUGCAGGAAUCAGAAAAAUUUUUUGUCAAGGCUGAAGCAUUAUGCAAAGAAUAUGGUGAAACCAAAGGACCUGGGACUACUGCCAAACCCUCUGGCCACCUCUUCUUUAGGAAACUGGGAAGUCUGGUUAAGAAUACCCUAGAAAAAUGCCAGAGAGAAAAUGGAUUCAUUUAUUUUCAGAAAGUGCCACCUGAGGCUCCUCAGCUGGAGCUGAAGGCGAACUAUGGCCUGGUAGAACCCAUCGUUUUUGAAUUUCCUGCCUUGCAUGCACACUGGAUGCCUGAAACACUUGCUGCAUUUGAUCUCACCAAGAGGCCAAAGGAUGACAGUGCUAAGCCAAAACCAGAGGAAGAAGUGAAACCUCUGAAAGAGCCAGAUAUAAAGCCUCAAAAAGACAGUGGAUGCCAGAUCUCUUAAACACCAUAAGUGCUUUGAAUUCCUUCUACAAGUUGUAUUUAAUGAACUCUGGGGCUUUCAUUUCAGAUCCCUUUUUCUAAUUCUUCUUAAUCCUAAAGUUUAAUUUACUGAUUUAUGUUUAGUAGAAGUCUCUUCAUUGAGAAUGUGGCUGGAUUUAUAAGUGAAAUUAUUUAUAGCCAGGCUUUUUGUUGUUUUAAAUGGGACCUCAGAAUGCGCUGAAAUGUCCACGUUUAUAGAAAGUGUUUUAAGUUUAGGUGGUGGUUCUCAGGUUAGCUUCUAUACCGAGAAUAGCAUACUGAAGUUAGUAUUUCCCACCAUAGGAAAGGGUAGUAGAGUUAAAUAUGUGGUUUCUUUCCAUGAGGUUUAAUUCUUUACAUAUUACUAAUAGUGUGAAGUGCCCAGAACAAACAAGAUACAAAUGGAAACUUUCCAGAAGCAAUCUUUUAGUCAUGUUCCUCACAAAGGCUUAAAACCCUGUCUCAUUCCCAUUCUGUUUCUGAUAAAUGAAAAAAGGAAUUCUCAGCUGGGAUUUAUCCAUGUGGAAAUUUCUAUAGUGAAGUCACUUCACUAUACUUCUUCAGAAGCAGAAUUUCUCCAUAAUCAGAAUGCAGUUUAUACUCAAUUGAAACAACUGGACACUCCAUUCUACUUCACUUUAAAUCAGGUUUCCCUAUACCCAAGUUCAUAGUAACCUGCUUCCUCUGUAUCUUGUUUAUUUUAUCCAACUGCUUACUUUGAAGCCUUUUCAUCUCAAUCUGGGAGUCUGGUGGUGGCAUGAGAGUAUGAGGCAGCAAGUAAGUGGAAAAGAUCUUAAAAUGAAUAUAUCAUGGUGUCAGACUUCCUGACUUUUUCAGAGUUUAAUACUGUGCAGGGUCCAGAAUGAGUGAAUUGUGGGUACUUAAAAUUCAGUGGCUUCAUAGAACUCAGAUUAAUGCAUUUGGCUGUAAUUAAUGUGCUGUAUUUUCAAUUGAGUAAUACCUGCUCUGUCAAUGGCUUCAUAGAACUAAGACAAUGAGUAUUGCUGGCGUUUCAGCACAAAGGAGACCCAGCUCUAGAUCUCCUUUACCUCAAACAUAAAUGGCAUCUUCUCCCAUGCUUCCUUAAUUGCUAGCUGAAAAGAGCACCUUGAUAAAGAGCAGCUGUGGAAAAAAUGACCCCAGGCAAGACUGAGGCUGAUUGGAAGAAGGAAGUGCUCUGAAGAACUUAUUGUUUAACUUUCCCCACUAUUGAGGACUUAGACAAGUUAGGUUGCAGCCUUGGUGUCGUAUGGGCAUUCAGCAGUAGUGAGUUCAAUAGAACUGUGACAGCAGAAACAUCUAUUUUCAUUUGUAACUGGUCAGAAGAUUGUCUGGCACACAACUAGUCACAGUGGUGUGUUCGUGUGUGUGCGUUCCUUCCAGGCUUGAGCUUUGCAAGUCAUUACACUUAGGAAUAAAGCUCUGCACCUUGAAGAAGCAUCUGCUGAUAAUAAGCACAGCAACCCAUGUGUUUAGCAUCGCGGGUUACAAGGAAAGUAUGCUCCAGUGCUCUGCUGUCUCCAUUCAGUACAGAGAUCAGUUCAAUGACUGUCUUGAUAUUCAAAAUCUUCUGUGGGACUGGAUGUAGCUUCCUGGCAGACCGGGACUUUCCACAACAGCUGGAACAAAGAAGCUGUUGGCCAAUAAGAGGUAAUUUAUGAAGUUGGGAAAUCGAACUUUCACAGAAACUGGACUGGACCAGGCAACUCAUUGCUACAAGAGAUAGGAAUGAUUGUGGUGCUAACCACUAUGGACAGAUCAGAUGCAAAACUCAUUUCUUCAAUUUUCCUUUCUCCUAAUCAGUUCUAUACAUGCAUUCCCUAUAAACUAAUCAAACUAUUUCUCUUACAGGUUGUAAAGGACAAGAUAAAGUAUAUUUUUAACUAUUUGAGGUAUUUAGAUGUUUCGGGGGGGGGGGCAGGGCAAUAAGUACCUGGAUAGAUACUUCUCUCUCACAACUUCUCUAUAUUUUUUUUCUUGUUGCAUCCCAAGUUUUGAAGGAAGGUAGCUGAGUAUGUUUGGCCAAGUUUUCUCCAAGUGUUGAUUUACUGAUGUGAAACUUCCAGUCUUCUGAAUAAUUAUAGGGGCCAUUUUAGGAUCUCCCACACUGGUAGUGGUGAAGGAGUUGAAGGUGGAGAAUGGAGGUAGGAAGUAGGACAAAUGUGUAUUGUUGCCACAAAAUCCUGUUCUUUUAAAGUAUAUUCUAUCCUUGCAGUUAUGUGGCUUUCAUUUUACUAAAGGAUAAGAAGCUGUGAGUAGCUCCAUGCUCCCAGUCCUAAAUUUGCAGUAUGUACUCUGUUACUCUUUUAUUCUUAAUAACCUGUACUGAGGCAUUUUUCUACUGACAGACAAUUUUAUCUCCUCUAAUUAAAGUUAAGCUUUAAUAAAACACAGUUUUCUCUUAAUCCCUGCUGAUGACUAUUGCACAGAUUCGCCUGUUUUUAUUGUCUUGCACAUGUAUGUUCAUGCACCUGCAUUGGUGCUUUUCACCAUGUGUGUGCUGUAGCAUAUAAAUUUCUUCCUAAAAUCCAAAUCUAUAUUUUUUUGUAACCAUUGACCAGAUCUUCCUUCCAAAAGUUUAUUUUAUUAACUUGCAUAUUUACUGGAAUUUAGACCCUGGCAUUGUAUUAUCGCCUACAUUCUGGAACUAAGUGGCUUGUUUGAUUUAAAUUCACUGUAAAUGUUUGCUGACUGUGUACAACUCAAGUGUUAGAUAAUGGCAUUACUAAGCCAGGCUGUAACCUUGUGCUGGUCCCAGGCUGUAGAAGUUUCCAGUGACCACAAGAUGAUAGCUUUAAAAACUGAUUAAAAGAAUGAGUCCGUUCUCUUAAACUUUGUUGCUUCUCAAGACUUACUUUUGUUUACUCACUACAUACCACAGGCUUUAAAAUACGAGUAGUCUUGCUUGUGGGCAAGGAAUAUUGUUAUAGCCAUGUCGGUCCUGGGAUAAUGAGACAAGGUGAGUGAGAUAAUAUCGUUUAUUGGACCAACAACCAUUGGUGAGAGACAAACCUUUUGAGCUUACACAGAGCUCUUCUUCAGAAAUUAAGAGCAUCAAGCUAAAUACUGUGACAUUCGUAGUACCUUUCCCCAGCUUGAAGAGCUCUGUGUACCUUGAAAGCUUGUCUCUCUCUCACCAACGGAAGUUGGUCCAAUAAAAGAUACUAGCUCGCCCACCUUGGCAAGGAAUAUAGACAUUUUAGUCUGAAAAGAAGUAGAGGAUGUUAAUCUGUAAUGGGUGAUUCCCUUUUGAGUUCUUACGAAGCAGGAAGAUUUUGUUAAGGUAUUUAAAUACAGACACUCCAUUCUUUGAGUUAAUUAUUCCAUUUGCUUAAGCAAUUAGCCUAACUGAGGGGCUUCAAUUGGUCUGCACAUAUAAAUAUAUAUAAUACAUUUCCUUCUGCUAAGAUUUCCUUUUAAUUUUUUAAAAGAUAAUGUAUUUCAUAAGGUGACUUUCUAAUAUUAACAUCAGAAUUAGUAGGCCUCUCCUUUCUUACAAUGAGGACGUGGUUUUAGUGAUGGUCUCCAUCUGUGGGUGCAAUUUUACAUUUACUUACACCCAGGAAAAAAAAAGUUGAUGUAAACGUCUGAUGUCAGACUUGAUACUUGUGCUCGCACUUCUCUGUGGCUGGAAAUUUUGCCUCCACUGUGAAGUCAAACACUAGAGUACUAGCUAAACAUCAGACUCUUGGUGUUUUUUGUCCUUUUAAAAUAUUUAACACGAGGGCUCAUAGUAGCUUAAUAAUUAAAGCAAAACAUAUCCUUUAUAGGAAAAUAGUUCGAAAUGCAAUUAAUACACUUACGAUGUGUGUCUCACUCCAUGAUCCAUGUUACUAGGUUAAUAUGAAAUGUAAUCAUUUAGCACGUAACACUCUGUACAUCCAAAGGACUAAAUCAGGUCCUUGAAUGUGCAUGCUCAUCUCUCACGGGCUUCUAUUGGAGUCUUGUAUGUGCAUCCAAGUGCAGGAUUUGGUCCGUUUAUGUAUUUACUAUGACUAAUUGGCUGAUAUACCAUGACAAUGCAAUACCUGUGCAUAGUCUAAGAAAGAAAGCAGACACUUGUUUAUGUACAGUAUUGUAUAGCCAACUUUGCACUUUAGUAACUCUAAUUCAUUUUUAGUACUGUACAAUGUGCUUGUAAAUACUCCUUUAUUUUUGUUUCUGUUGUACUGAUUGCUGCAGUCUGAUACUAGUGAGAUUUCAUGGGAAAACAUUAAAAUUUAAACUGUAUUGUCCUCUGUAUGUAUAAAAUAAACUGUUAAUGCAAUUCUUGA
Messenger RNA from Gopherus evgoodei (Goodes thornscrub tortoise), 5779 nucleotides. It is a transcript of the gene BROX, whose product is annotated as BRO1 domain and CAAX motif containing. Lineage: Eukaryota; Metazoa; Chordata; Testudines; Testudinidae. The coding region runs from base 253 to 1488 and encodes 411 amino acids. The record is from RefSeq and is a predicted model, not a curated record. The transcript has 13 exons.